GGCACGGCCGCGGGCCUUGGCGCUCCGGUCAGCCUCGACACGGCGAUCCGUGAUCAGGCUCCCGCCCUCCCGCCGGCCCCCCGGCUUUCAGCUUUCCCAGGCUCCCGGCGCGGUGAAUGCUUCUUUCACCAGCAGUUCCCCUCUUCCCAAAAAAGCAUCACCUUGCCAGCUCCCUUCCUCCCGCCAGCUGCCAGGAAAAUAAAAAUUAGGGCAAGGAGAGGGAGCGAGAGAAAAGCCAAUGAACUUGUUUCCAGCUUUUCCUUCGGAUCAGCCGUCCAGCACCGGGAGAAAAAUAUUUCUCCUGUAAAAAGAUCCCCUCUCUGUGCAGGCUCCGAGCCCUUCGGCACCGGGACGCUGGCUGGAGACAUGGGCUCAGCUCGGCGGCAGAGGACACUGUAUUGCCACGGGUGCGUGGAGCCGUGGGGGUGUCCUGACCCCCAUGGGGAUGCCCUGGGAGCUGUGGGGACCUGUCACCCUCCUGCCAGUCCUGCUCCUGGGGCGUGGGGACUGUCACAGCCCUGUGCUAGCAGAGUGGUGGGGCUGGAGGUGCUGAGCCGCAGCGCAGAGCCAGGUGCUGUUGGAUUGGUCACCCCCCCCGACCCCCUUGCCGCACCCUGCCAGAGCCUUCCCGGAGGUCUCCCGGGAGUGGGGGGACAUGGGGAGCCAGCGAGAGCAGCCGCCUGGCCAAGCCCUUGCUCCGCUGCCGGUGCGCGACGGACCACAACUCGGACAACACAACAGCGAUGCUGCAGGAGUGGCUGGGGGCGGUGGGGAAGGACUAUCACUCGGUGGUCUGGAAGGCACAAGAGGAGCCCAGCGGCAUGCACCGAGUUUGUGAGUUCCCAGCGAGCAGGGUUAACCCCUGCCUCCCCCCGGCCCAGCUCCUACGCUGACGAGCUUGGGCCCAAGCACUGGAGCGAUAAACGCUACGAAAACCUGAUGAGGCUGAAGCAGGAGGCUCUCACCUACGCCCGGGAGCAGCGGGCAGACUACAUCCUGUUUGUGGACACCGACAGCAUCCUGACCAACAACCAGACCCUCAAGUUUCUCAUGGCACAGAACAAGUCGGUGGUGGCCCCCAUGUUGGACUCGCAGACCUUCUACUCCAACUUCUGGUGUGGCAUCACGCCCCAGGGGUACUACCGCCGGACGGCCGACUACUUCCCCACCAAGAACCGGCAGCAGGUGGGCUGCUUCUCCGUCCCCAUGGUCUACGCCACCUUCCUGAUCGACCUGCGGAAGGAGGAGACGUCGCGGUUGGCUUUCUACCCGCCCCAUCCCAACUACACCUGGGCUUUUGACGAUAUCAUCGUCUUCGCUUACUCCUGCCAGGCAGCUGGCGCGGAGGUCCAUGUGUGCAACCAGCAGCGCUUCGGCUACAUCAAUGUCCCCGUGAAGGCCCACCAGACGCUGGAGGAUGAACGCGCCAACUUCGUGCAUCUCACGCUGGAGGCCAUGGUGGAUGGGCCCCCCAUGCAGCGCUCCAGGCAUAUUUCCCUCCUUCCCAAGCCGCUCACGAAAAUGGGCUUUGAUGAAAUCUUCCUCAUCAACCUGGUGCGGAGGCCGGACCGGCGCCAGCGGAUGCUGGCGUCCCUGCGGGAGCUGGAGAUUGCCCCACGGGUGGUGGAUGCUGUGGAUGGGAGCACCCUCAACAGCAGCGACAUCAAGGUGCUGGGGGUGGACCUGCUUCCCGGGUACUACGACCCCUUCUCCGGCCGCACGCUCACCAAAGGCGAGGUCGGCUGCUUCCUCAGCCACUACAACGUCUGGAAGGAGAUCGUGUCCCGGGGGCUGGAGCGGUCAGUGGUCUUCGAGGAUGACGUGCGUUUUGAGGCUGCCUUCCCGGCACGGCUGCAUCGGCUGAUGGAGGAGCUGGAGGGGGCACAACAGGACUGGGACCUCAUCUACCUGGGGAGGAAGCAGGUGAACGUGGAGGACGAGGCACCCGUGGAGGGUGUGCGAAACCUGGUGGUGGCCGGGUACUCGUACUGGACGCUGGCCUACGUCAUCUCCCUCCGCGGGGCCCAGAAGCUGCUGGCUGCCAAGCCCCUCUCCAAAAUGCUGCCGGUGGACGAGUUCCUGCCCAUCAUGUACGACAAGCACCCCAACGAGGAUUACAAGCAGCACUUUGCCCCCCGGGACCUGCUGGUGUUUUCGGCUCACCCCCUCCUGGUUUAUCCCACUCACUAUGCUGGGGACAGCAACUGGCUGAGCGACACUGAGACCUCCACCAUCUGGGACGACGAUACCAAGAAGACAGACUGGGCUGGCUCGCAGAAGAACCUGAGGGACUCACGGGGCGGUGCUGGCCACCUCCGCUCCACCGCCCGCGACGAGCUCUGAUGGGACAAGGGAUUGUGACCCAGCUGGGAGCACCACAGGCUAGUGGCCUGAUCCUGCCCGCUCCCACUUGAGAGAUGCAGCUGCCCGGGACAGAUCGCCGCAGGGUCCUUCCAAUCUGCAUGUGGCGAAUCCACCCAAGGCAGGAUUUGCCCCAGGGCUCCCGGAGAGCCCUUUCCCUGCCCAGGUGGAGGGACUGGGGGAGCACUGUGCUCCGUCUCUGCUGAGGACACGUCUCCAGGACUGCCCUGACCGAUGCCAACUCUGCCGUCUCCCACGGGCUUGGACUUUGGGGAGUGUUUUUCAGGCCGGGGCUGGCUCCCGCGGUGGCACACGUGGCCUCCUGCCACCGACUGGGCUUGUCCCUUGCCUGUGCCGUGUCUGGGCUGAAGCCCAGGGAGGAUUAAAGCAGACUGUGUUUGAGCUGA
Aquila chrysaetos chrysaetos is the source of this 2768-nucleotide messenger RNA. RefSeq names its product cerebral endothelial cell adhesion molecule (gene CERCAM). The coding region runs from base 367 to 2343 and encodes 658 amino acids. NCBI's taxonomy places the organism in Eukaryota, Metazoa, Chordata, Aves, Accipitriformes, Accipitridae. The record is from RefSeq and is a predicted model, not a curated record. The transcript has 15 exons.